AUGAAACUUUUGUGUGUUUGUGAGCAGCUUCCCAUUGAAGAUUUAUGCAGCCUGACAUCCCAGUCAUUGACUGUUGCACUGACAGCUGCAGUGCCAGAAUCCACAGAAGAUGUUCUCCUGAAAGGAUUUGCCAUGCUGGGGAUGGAGAAUGAAAGAAUUGAAACAGCACAGCAGUUCUUCUCCUGGUUUGCUCAGCUGCAGACACAGAUGGAUCAAGAUGAAGGUGCCAAGUAUAGGCAGAUGAGGGAUUACUUGUCCGGCUUUCAGGAGCAGUGUGAUGCUAUACUGAAUGAUGUGAAUAGUGCCCUUCAGCAUCUGGAAUCACUGCAAAAACAGUAUCUCUUUGUGUCCACGAAGACAGGAACGCUGCAUGAGGCGUGUGAACAGCUUUUGAAAGAGCAGUCAGAACUUGUUGACUUGGCUGAAAACAUCCAGCAGAAGCUGUCGUAUUUCAAUGAGCUGGAGAACAUCAACACAAAACUGAACUCCCCUACCUUGUCUGUGAACAGUGAAGGAUUCAUUCCCAUGCUGGCUAAGCUUGAUGAUUGUAUUGCAUAUAUUUCAUCGCAUCCAAAUUUUAAAGACUAUCCUGUAUAUUUGACUAAAUUUAAACAAUGCCUUCUGAAAGCUAUGCACCUUAUCAAGACAUACACUGUGAACACACUGCAAAACCUCACAAGCCAGUUAAUGAAAAGGGAUCCUUCAGCAGUGCCAAAUUCUGACAAUGCCUUCACGUUGUUUUAUGUAAAAUUCAGAGCAGCUGCUCCCAAAGUCAGAGCUCUUAUUGAGCAAGUAGAGCAAAGAUCUGAAAAGAUGCCAGAGUAUCAACAAGUUCUCAAUGAAAUCCAUCAGUGUUACCUUGACCAGAGGGAACUUUUGCUUGGUCCAAGUAUCUCCAGCACUGUUACAGAGUUAACCAGUCAGAACAACAGAGACCAUUGUGCUCUGGUGCGAAGUGGUUGUGCCUUCAUGGUCCACGUAUGCCAGGAUGAGCAUCAGCUUUACAAUGAGUUCUUCACGAAACCGACACCAAAACUGGAUGAACUCUUGGAGAAGCUGUGUCUUUCAUUAUAUGAUGUCCUGCGGCCAAUGAUCAUCCAUGUUAUUCACUUGGAGACUCUGUCUGAACUCUGUGGGAUCCUCAAAAAUGAGAUGCUUGAAGAUCAUGUACAGAACAAUGCUGAACAACUAGGUGCAUUUGCUGCCGGCGUCAAGCAGAUGUUAGAAGAUGUACAAGAACGUCUUGUCUACAGGACACAUAUUUACAUUCAGACUGAUAUCAUAGGCUACAAACCUGCUCCAGGAGAUCUUGCAUAUCCUGACAAGUUGGAAAUGAUGGAGCAAAUUGCACAGAGCUUAAAAGAGGAACAGAAGAAGCUGCCAUCUGAAGCUUCAUUUUCAGAUGUCCGGCUAGAAGAUCCCGAGUCCUGCAAUUUAGUUAAAUCUGGUUCAGCGGAAUCCCUUAAUCCCAGACAGCAGUCCACCAUCUCACCAGCAGAUCUGCACGGCAUGUGGUACCCUACUGUCAGAAGGACCCUUGUGUGUCUCUCCAAACUGUACAGAUGUAUAGACAGGGCAGUGUUUCAGGGAUUAUCACAAGAAGCCUUAUCUGCCUGUGUCCAUUCACUGCUUGGAGCUGCUGAUUCUAUCAGCAAAAACAAGACCCAGGUUGAUGGACAGCUUUUCUUAAUAAAACACCUUUUGAUUCUUCGUGAACAAAUUGCUCCUUUCCACACUGAUUUCACCAUUAAGGAAAUUUCCCUGGACCUUAAGAAAACUAGAGGUACUGAGCAGUUGCUGGCCACAGAAUGGGAUGAGAUCAUCCUCCAUUCCUGUGCUAGCAGAAGUUCUGGGUUUAUUUUAUGUUCACCUGCAAUGACCUGUAUGCUUGUUCUAAUCUCUUGUGCUUUGUUCUUAUUUUCUCUGGAAAGAAAGCCAACAAACUGACCAGCCAACAAACUACAUUCUUUGAUUAAGGGCAAUUUGUGAUGUAUCUAACAAAUUCUUUAUUUUUGUGUGGAAUGCAUUCAACUGCUCAUUGCUGCUAACCUAACUUACUUAUCCACUCCCUUUUAAAAAUGUCAAAGUAAUCUAUGCUUCUGUUGCUCAGAAAUGUUUUUACCCUUUUCUGAUCUUUUCAGUGAGAAUGUUUUGUUACUUCAGUUUAGCAGGUCAGUUUUAAAAAAAAAAACAUAGUUGACUUGCCUACAACAAAUUAAGUUUUCCUGGACUUUUCUGUGAGGUUUCAUUUAGGAAAGAACUCGUGUUGCAUGUCCUGUAAGCAGUAUUGGUUUUAUGUAGCAGUCAUGUCUGCUGUAGGAAAAAUAGAGAGUAAUGGCCAUAGUCAUGGUUUUUAAAGUUGUACUGGGGUUCCUUAGUAAAAGGCAGAAAAAAAACCUUUAAAUAUAGCAAGGAAUACUUGUGGACUACAAGAGUAAUGGGGAAGCAUUACAUGGGAAGUUUGGAGAAGAGAAGGCUCUGAGCAGACCUCAUUGUGGUCUGCCAAUACUUGAAGGGAGCAUAGGAAAGGAGGG
Messenger RNA from Meleagris gallopavo (turkey), 2534 nucleotides. Lineage: Eukaryota; Metazoa; Chordata; Aves; Galliformes; Phasianidae. The record is from RefSeq and is a predicted model, not a curated record.